Messenger RNA from Planococcus citri (citrus mealybug), 1182 nucleotides. RefSeq lists its product as uncharacterized. Bases 1 to 1182 code for a protein of 393 amino acids. The transcript has a single exon. NCBI's taxonomy places the organism in Eukaryota, Metazoa, Arthropoda, Insecta, Hemiptera, Pseudococcidae. The record is from RefSeq and is a predicted model, not a curated record.
AUGAAAUCGGAAGAGGCCGUUAGUGCCAACGAUCCGUAUUCGAUUCCAUCAGACCCGCCAAUGAUCACGAAUUGCUGCCAUUUGUAUCACUCUUCGUGUGUCCAGAAAAUUUUCGACGACAACCCCCCAGUCACUGAAGACGGCAUUAAAUUUUUCAAGUGUAUGCGCGAUGGCUGCGAAACACCGAAUAUUUUUAUUCACAUGUCGACCGUCCAAGUCUCCGAACACCGCCGUAGGGUGGACAUUCCGCCAAUGCAUGAGGAUUACGAUGCGCUCAGAAAUCGUCUCGCCGUUUGUGCUGAUCUUCUGAACAACACUCGUACCGACCUCACCAUUGUGCGCGGUUAUUUGGCCGAUGCGGACAAAAACAACGCAACUCUAAAGAAACAGCUCGACGAAGUAACUGAAAAGUUACACGAAACGAAAUCGCGGUAUGAUCUGCUGAUUAAACAACGCACCGACGAGUUCUGUUCCAUCACGUCGGUCCCGUCCACACCGCAAGGCUCACACCCGCCCCAGACUCCAAAAACCGCUAGUGUUGAUGGAAAAUCCUCACCGGCACCGAAACCCGGCGGUUUAGCGCCAUCUUCCAAGGCGAACACUGCCAGUGAAAAAACGGCGCCAAAACCAUCACAAGCGACGCCAAAACUGCCCCCGGCGACGCCGAAACAGCAGCCCAAGUCGAUUCCUUCGCUGAUGUCCGUUAAUCCGGCACGUGUACCUCGUACGCAGAACGCCCCGCGACCGGAACCCUUCCCGCCCUCGCAACCGAAGCGUCCGCGUCAGAGUUCCGGCACUCGAAAAGAAGCCAACGUCCACGAACCUGGAAAAUCACCGAUGCUUCGCCAAAUUACGUGGAAAAACAAGCAACCCACCGCUGGUCGAAACCAGCAGCAAUCAGCCGCCAAUCAACGCAACGUGAACGCGGCGAACGCUCCGGCCAAUCCAUCAGCAGCCAACGCGGCGAACGCUUCGGUUGCUCAACCAGCGGCAGCGGUCCAAGUACCACACCCCGCUCCCCCUCAACCCAACGCGCCGCGAAACGACGACCAAAUGCAGGUUGACAAUCCGCCCGAAAACCUACCCCCGAGCAAGCCUGCGUCGAAAUUGGCGAAAAUCACACCAAAUACCAGAAGCGGUAUGGCGUAUCAUCGUCACCCCUUCUACCCUGCUACCCGCUAA